AUGAGGCCGACAAGGUUGCCUCUGAUGCUGCCUCCGACGUCGACGAGGCCGCAAGUGAGUAAAAGCGACGAGAACAACAACUUCAAGGAUGCGUUUGGUGACGUAGAUAUGACCUUGAAUGGCUUGGACCCUAGUGACAUCGAAGCAACUGGUGAAGAGGACAUCCCCAUUGAUAGCGCUUAGUGGUCGACUUUGGGCAAUGAGUCCAGAGAAGAAGAACAAACAGAAGGAAUAGUGGAGGAGUCGGAGGAAGAAAUUUUGGACUGUAUAGUGGUUGCCC
Molecule: messenger RNA, 280 nt
Organism: Neurospora tetrasperma FGSC 2508
Lineage: Eukaryota; Fungi; Ascomycota; Sordariomycetes; Sordariales; Sordariaceae
Exons: 3
Coding region: 25-183 (52 amino acids)
Source: RefSeq, a predicted model, not a curated record